AUGGUGUCGCAUCAGACUAUUCGGAAAAGAAGGGCGGUACAAAAUCAACUGGUUCGAUUGAUAUUUGCCUGCCCCCUAAAAGACUGUCAGACUGUUUGUCCGGACGAGGUCUCGUUCCAGGCUCACUUCAAUCGACAUUUGUUUGGCUACUUGCCUGGGGAUUUGAGUGGAUUGUUCUCAUCCGAACCGAUCGUGGCCACCGGAUCGGAAACCACCAAUCCUGUCCAGCCCACGGAUAAUGCCGUCAAACCGACUGGGACGACUGUACCAAGUGUUGGCGGAGCUUCGGAAAACAACCCCUCCCUGGAAGAUCCGGUGGAACAAUCGAUCGGUGCUUGUACCACUUCUACCCCAGUUCGUCUGUCCUAUCCGACCGGAGAUCGACGGGAUGAAGUUUACCCCAAUCUAACCAGCACCGAUGCGGAUACCGUCCCAUUCCGUUCAGCAUCGACCGAACCACAUUCAUCCCGUGUGGAUCCAGGCGUUAGCUAUGGAAACAUUCAGGCUAUUCCAAGUGUUCCACAGGUUUCCGCGGGCACCACUGCUGCUACCAUUAAGGAGGCUCGUGCACUGUCUGAUACGUCUAUCCUCGUAUUGAGAUCCUCGAACAAUACCCUUCUAGUGGAUGUUCCGGCCUCGGAUGAUGCACCGAUUGAUGUGGGUCAGGAUGAAACAACAGACGUAGUUGUCGGUCCGGAUCGUACACCAACAACCACUCCCCUGAUUGCGUCAACGCAAGCAAUUGCCGAAUCUAGGGUAGACAAGCUGCAUCCAGGCGGACCGGUGAUGGUCGAUUCGGCUUGUCCAACAUCAAUCACGUUUGAUGGAGGUCAUGUGGACCUGACUGAUCAUCGAAAUCUCCUGUCUGCAUUGGAUUUGAUCCCGGACGAUAUACUUAUGGAGCUACUCAAAGAAGAUCGCCCUGGGAUGUGGGGUGAUGCUUCCGGGCCGAGCAAUUUCACCACGUACUCCGCUCCACAUGAAUGGGAUUCACUCGAUUGGCCUGUACCAGAUGACCCCGGAGAAGAUCCUAUCUCCGAAGCCCUGUCCCCUAAUUCACGGCUUUUGAGCCGAGUCGAUUCAUCCUCCACAAUGCCAAUGCCUACGGUCAGUUGUGACAACCUAGAUGAAUUUAGUGCAGUCUCAGCCGCGGAUGCGUCACCUGUACCUAGUUCUACAAAUUGGGUUCCAUCACCCGUGGUGCAUGAAACCUGGUCAUUGGCCGUAGCUAAUGAACGACCCUGUCCGGAAUUGGAAACUGACUCAUCCAAAUAUGAUCGUGAUUUGUCUGCCUCGUUCGACUGUCCUAGUUUGGUUUUGUCGGAUCUCACGGCAGCGUUGAUUCUUCCCGAAGUGGAACGCCGCCUGCGAGCCAAGCACGAGUCAUCUCAACAUAAUCGGUCAAAUAACACCGCACCAACCGGCGUCUCUCCCUGUCUGGUUCCCAUCCCCACAUGUACUGUUGUUCCGGUGGGAGCGGCUCCUGAAAGUGCCUCGGUUCUCCCACAAACACCGGAAAUGGAGGCACGACACACGCGGCCACUGUUAAGCUCCGGGAAGCGUAGGCGAAAUGCAUCUGAGUCCUCACCGACAGCGCGGUACACAGAACAGUGUAUCACAUCUUGUGCGACGCUUCCCUCGAAAUCGGGCAAACACGGAUCUCGACAAACGGAUGCCGAUCAGAUUGUAGUCGGACCCGAGACACUGACUCAUAACUUGGUCCCAAAAGAGAACAAACGCUCCCAUGGAUCUAUGAAGCAAAGGCUCGAGGGUUUCCGCGAUCCUCUGGACACACCAUCAUCACCACCUCAGUCAUUACCAUCCCCACUGUCUCCACAGCCUCGGGUCCGUGCUGUACCUGCAUCUUCGGUUGGUGAAAUACGUUGGGUUGGCAGAGCUAAUUCAUACCAACGCCUUUGUCCUUCGCCGGGAAUGGAGCCACUGGAUGAUGCAGUAUUUCUCUGUUCCACGACACCCACGCUCGGCAGUCAGCGUGACCUAAUCGAUCUCGGUGUUCACGCCUCACCCAAACACUUUGGGGCUCAGCCGAAACGAAGACGUCGCAAACUACCCAAAGUGUACACUGUCAGCUCAGACUUUGCACCUGUGGCUGUCGUGUCAGGCAAGACAAACCUGUCUCGCCGGCAUUCUUUGGUCUAUUGCAAUUUGGUCCCCUCGGCCCAGUCACCACACUAG
Echinostoma caproni is the source of this 2196-nucleotide messenger RNA. The record is from the annotation of a GenBank genome assembly. Lineage: Eukaryota; Metazoa; Platyhelminthes; Trematoda; Plagiorchiida; Echinostomatidae.